AGGAAAUCGCACCCAUCAUCAUCAUCUCUCAAAAAAAUUCCGCCAUGGAAACUCACCUCGCUAAGCAAUUAGCGCUUUAUAUAAAUCCUUUCAAACUCCACACCAUCUUCCUCCCUCCCGAAUGCUUCCCUCCAAAAUCCCACCGACCAAAUAUCCCUAGACGAAUCAGCUUUCGUCAGUUUCUGAUUCUGAUUUCUCCCAGCUAUAAUGUCUCACGAAAUCGUCCCCGUGGAUCCCAUCGAUGUCCCAAGCACGAGCUACUCACGGCCGAUUCUGGGUCGGGAAGAUUCGCCGGAACGCCGCCAGUUCACGAGAUCCCUCACUUUCCGGGAACACGUGUCGGAGCCAUUUGACAGCGAGAGGCUCCCGGCGACACUAGCCUCCGAGAUUCAGAGGUUUCUUCGUAUAGCCAACUUGGUUGAGUCUGAAGAACCUCGUAUUGCUUAUCUAUGCCGUUUUCAUGCUUUCGAGAUAGCUCACCACAUGGACAGAAAUUCAACGGGAAGAGGUGAUGAAGAUUUUACUGUGAGAAGAAGAAAGGAGAAGAGUGAUGUUAGGGAACUCAAACGUGUUUAUCAUGCUUACAAAGAGUACAUUAUCAAACAUGGUGCAGCCUUCAAUUUGGAUAAUAGUCAACGAGAGAAGUUGAUAAACGCAAGGAGAAUUGCUUCUGUCUUGUAUGAAGUUCUAAAGACAGUCACAAGUGGCGCAGGCCCUCAGGCCAUUGCGGAUAGAGAAAGCAUUCGAGCUAAAUCUGAAUUCUAUGUGCCAUAUAACAUUCUUCCUCUUGACAGAGGAGGUGUACACCAAGCAAUUAUGCAUCUGCCUGAGAUUAAAGCUGCUGUUGCAAUUGUACGCAACACUCGCGGGUUGCCUCCUCCAGAAGAGUUUCAGAGACACCAGCCUUUUGUGGAUUUGUUUGAGUUUCUGCAGUAUGCAUUUGGGUUCCAGAGUGGAAAUGUUGCUAAUCAGAGAGAGCAUAUGAUUCUACUACUCAGUAACACCAUUAUACGACAACCUCAGAAACAAUCUUCAGCACCAAAGUCUGGUGAUGAGGCAGUAGAUGCACUGAUGAAGAAGUUCUUCAAGAACUACACAAACUGGUGCAAGUUUCUUGGGAGAAAAAACAACAUCAGGUUGCCUUAUGUGAAACAGGAAGCCCUACAAUAUAAAACACUCUACAUUGGACUCUACCUUCUCAUUUGGGGAGAAGCUUCGAAUUUGAGGUUCAUGCCUGAGUGCUUGUGUUAUAUUUUCCAUCAAAUGGCUUAUGAAUUACAUGGAGUUUUAACCGGUGACGUGAGUCUGAUAACUGGGGAGAAGGUCGCUCCAGCAUAUGGUGGAGGAAACGAAUCUUUCCUUGAGAAAGUAGUUACCCCAAUAUACAGAGUUAUCGAAAAGGAAGCUGAGAAGAACAAGAACGGAACUGCUGAUCAUUCUAUGUGGAGAAACUACGAUGAUCUGAACGAGUUCUUCUGGUCUGUUGACUGCUUCGAAAUAGGUUGGCCAAUGCGCUCAGAACACGAUUUUUUCUGUGUAGAAUCGUCAGACACCAGUAAACCAGGGAGAUGGAGAGGAAUGCUUAGGUUUCGUAAGCAGACGAAGAAAACAGAUGAAGAAGUGGAGGAUGACGAAGAACUUGGGGCUAUCAGUGAGGAACAGACUACGUCAACACCAAGAUGGCUGGGGAAGACAAAUUUUGUAGAGACUCGUUCCUUCUGGCAAAUAUUCCGGAGCUUUGACAGAAUGUGGAGUUUCUUUGUUUUGUCUCUACAGGCAUUGAUAAUUAUGGCUUGUCAUGAUGUGGGAUCUCCACUCCAAAUUUUCAACGCCAACAUAUUUGAAGAUGUCAUGAGCAUUUUCAUUACUUCUGCAAUUAUAAAGCUUUUAAAAGGUAUUCUUGACAUAGUCUUCAAGUGGAAAGCGAGAAACACAAUGCCGAUCAAUGAAAAGAAGAAGCAGAUGGUGAAGUUGGGUCUUGCUGCAAUGUGGACUAUUAUUCUACCAGUGCUGUAUUCUCAUUCAAGAAGGAAAUACAUUUGUUAUUUCACAAAUUACAAAACCUUGCUUGGUGAAUGGUGUUUUUCUCCUUACAUGGUGGCAGUCACGAUAUACUUGACAGGAAGUGCGAUUGAGUUGGUCUUGUUCUUUGUUCCUGCCAUCAGCAAAUACAUUGAGACUUCUAAUCAUCGCAUCUUCAAAACUUUGUCUUGGUGGGAACAGCCUAGGUUAUACGUUGGUCGAGGAGUGCAAGAAACUCAGAUAUCACAGUUCAAAUACACCUUCUUUUGGAUUCUGGUUCUCAUAACCAAAUUUGCUUUCAGCUAUGCAUUUGAGAUAAAACCUCUAAUAGAACCUACAAGACUGAUAAUGAAAGUCGGCGUGCGGAAUUAUGAAUGGCAUGAACUUUUCCCAGAAGUUAAGAGUAACGCUGCUGCAAUUGUUGCAGUGUGGGCGCCAAUCAUGGUGGUCUAUUUCAUGGAUACACAAAUAUGGUAUUCGGUUUUCUGUACUAUCUUUGGUGGGCUGUAUGGAGUUCUGCAUCACCUUGGUGAGAUUCGAACUUUAGGCAUGUUGAGAGGCCGGUUUCAUACUUUACCUUCUGCUUUCAAUGCAUCCCUUAUCCCACACUCAACUAAAGAUGAGAAAAGGAGAAGACAAAGAGGCUUUUUCCCCUUCAAUUUAGGCAGGGGGUCAGAAAGCCAGAAAAAUAGUAUGGCCAAGUUUGUCUUGGUCUGGAACCAAGUCAUUAACAGUUUCAGAACAGAGGAUCUGAUAAGUAACAAGGAACUAGAUUUGAUGACGAUGCCAAUGUCAUCGGAGGUAUUAUCAGGGAUCAUACGUUGGCCCAUUUUCCUCCUUGCAAAUAAGUUUUCAACAGCUCUGAGCAUUGCAAAAGAUUUUGACGAGAAGGAUGAGGUUCUCUAUCGAAGGAUCCGGAGAGACGAGUACAUGUACUAUGCAGUAAAAGAAUGCUAUGAAUCAUUGAAGUACAUUCUUCAGAUUCUUGUUAUUGGUGAUCUCGAGAAAAAGAUUAUAUCUGGCAUAAUAAACGAGAUAGAGGAAAGCAUCAGACAGUCAAGUUUGCUUGAAGAAUUUAAGAUGAAAGAGCUCCCAGCGUUGCAUCAGAAAUGUAUUGAGCUGGUUCAACUUCUGGUUGAGGGAAGUGAAGAGCAGCUCCAGGCUGAGAAAAUUGAAGAGAAGCAUAGUAAACUUGUAAAGGCCCUUCAAGAUAUAUUUGAGCUUGUAACAAAUGAUAUGAUGGUACAUGGUGACAGAAUUCUGGAUUUGCUAAAGUCGCGAGAAGGGUCAGAAGAGGAAACAGAGAUUUUUAUGAGAGUAAUAGAACCACAGUUGUUUGAAUCGUAUGGAGGAAUGAGAUGCAUUCAUUUUCCGUUGCCAGAUAGUGCUUCAUUGAGUGAACAGGUCCAGCGUUUUCUGCUACUGUUAACCGUCAGAGAUAGUGCAAUGGACAUACCAGAGAACUUAGAAGCUCGAAGACGCAUAUCUUUCUUUGCUACUUCUCUCUUCAUGGAUAUGCCAGACGCUCCUAAAGUACGCAAUAUGAUGUCAUUCAGUGUUUUGACACCGCAUUACCAAGAGGAUAUUAACUUUUCAACGAAGGAACUACAUUCCACCAAGUCUAGCGUGUCAAUCAUUUUUUAUAUGCAGAAGAUUUUUCCAGAUGAAUGGAAAAACUUUCUGGAGCGAAUGGGAUGUGAGAAUUUGGACGAGUUAAAAAGAAACGGUAAAGAAGAAGAGCUUCGAAACUGGGCAUCAUUUCGUGGACAAACAUUGAGUAGAACAGUCCGUGGUAUGAUGUAUUGUCGAGAAACUCUGAAAUUGCAGGCCUUCCUUGACAUGGCAGAUGAUGAGGAUAUCCUUGAAGGAUAUGACGGCGUGGAGAGAAGUAACCGACCUUUAGCUGCACAACUUGAUGCGUUAGCAGACAUGAAAUUCACAUAUGUUGUGUCUUGCCAAAUGUUUGGAGCUCAAAAAUCAGCCGGGGAUCCUCACGCACAAGACAUACUCGACCUGAUGAUAAAGUACCCAUCUCUACGUGUUGCAUACGUUGAGGAGAGGGAAGAAAUAGUGUUGGAUAAUCCAGAGAAGGUUUACUACUCUAUAUUGGUUAAAGCUGUCAACGGUUUCGAUCAGGAAAUAUACCGUGUCAAACUUCCUGGACCACCUAACAUCGGAGAGGGGAAGCCUGAGAAUCAAAAUCACGCCAUAGUUUUCACUCGAGGUGAAGCACUUCAGACAAUUGAUAUGAACCAAGAUAACUAUCUGGAAGAGGCUUUCAAAAUGAGAAAUCUGCUCCAAGAAUUUCUUCGGAACCGUGGAAGAAGACCUCCAACAAUUCUUGGGUUAAGGGAACACAUCUUCACCGGAAGAGUUCGGUUUCACUAUGGACAUCCUGAUGUCUUUGACAGAAUAUUUCACAUAACAAGGGGUGGUAUCAGUAAAGCAUCAAGAACUAUUAACUUAAGCGAGGACGUUUUCGCCGGUUAUAACACCACCCUACGACGAGGAUGCAUAACCUACAAUGAGUACCUCCAAGUUGGAAAAGGUCGUGAUGUUGGCCUCAAUCAGAUCUCAAAGUUUGAGGCCAAAGUGGCCAACGGAAAUAGCGAGCAGACUAUUAGCCGUGACAUAUACCGUUUAGGACAACGGUUUGAUUUCUUCAGGAUGCUGUCCUGUUAUUUCACAACCAUUGGAUUCUACGUUAGUAGCUUGAUCUCUGUGAUCGGGAUCUAUAUAUAUCUCUAUGGUCAACUCUACCUCGUGCUCAGUGGGUUGCAGAAGACACUUAUUCUUGAGGCCAAGGUGAAGAACAUAAAAUCAUUAGAGACAGCACUUGCCUCUCAGUCAUUUCUCCAGCUAGGUCUCUUGACCGGUUUACCAAUGGUGAUGGAGAUUGGAUUGGAGAAAGGAUUCCUCAUAGCCUUUCAAGAUUUCAUACUCAUGCAGCUUCAGCUUGCUGCAUUCUUCUUCACUUUCUCUCUAGGAACCAAAACGCAUUACUUCGGCAGAACAAUACUCCAUGGAGGCGCCAAAUACAGACCCACGGGGCGUAAAGUGGUGGUGUUCCACGCCAACUUCAGCGAAAACUACAGAUUAUACUCGCGGAGCCAUUUCAUCAAAGGGUUUGAGCUCAUCAUUCUUCUGGUGGUCUAUGAGCUGUUCAAGCAUACAUCUCAAAGCAACAUGGCUUACUCGUUCAUCAGUUUCUCAGUGUGGUUCAUGUCACUCACUUGGUUAUGCGCCCCGUUUCUAUUCAACCCUUCAGGCUUCACCUGGGAGAUAAUAGUCGGUGACUGGAGAGAUUGGAACAGGUGGAUCAAGGAGCAAGGUGGGAUUGGGAUUCAGCAAGACAAGAGCUGGCAAUCUUGGUGGAACGAUGAGCAAGCCCAUCUCCGUGGCUCUGGUGUCGGAGCUCGCUGUUUAGAGAUCAUUUUGUCUCUCAGGUUCUUUGUGUAUCAGUACGGUUUGGUCUAUCACCUUGACAUCACCCAAAGCAGCACAAAUAUCAUUGUCUACGCUCUUUCUUGGGUUGUGAUUCUCGCCACCUUUCUAACAGUCAAGGCCGUAGACUUAGGGAGGCAACUGUUCAGCACAAGAAAGCAUCUCGUGUUUCGGUUCUUCAAAGUGUUCGUCUUCGUGAGCAUUUUAACAGUCAUUAUCACUCUAUCAAACAUAUGCCACCUCUCUCUCAAGGACCUUAUAGUCUCUUGCUUAGCUUUCUUGCCUACCGGUUGGGGUCUGAUUCUGAUUGCACAAGCUGUUAGGCCAAAGAUAGAAGGGACAAGCUUGUGGGAGUUCACACAGGUUCUUGCUCGAGCGUAUGACUACGGAAUGGGAGUUGUUCUGUUUGCACCAAUGGCUAUCUUAGCAUGGCUUCCUAUCAUUUCUGCGUUUCAAACGCGGUUUCUCUUCAACGAAGCGUUCAACAGAAGGCUUCAGAUUCAACCUAUUCUUGCAGGGAAGAAGAAGAAAUAGAUGGAUAUGGCCUCCUCUCUUCUUUGCUUUGUACAUCUUGUAACUAUUUCACUUAUUAAUUCCUCUGUACAAAAAUCUUAAUCCAUUCAAAAUGUUGAUAUUUAAACCGGUCUGAACCGAACUCGAAGAUGCCUCAACUGAAGCGCAUCAAAUUUUUGUAUGAUUUAAUCGGUACUUUUCUUAAACGUGGAUUAAACCGAG
Molecule: messenger RNA, 6201 nt
Organism: Thlaspi arvense
Lineage: Eukaryota; Viridiplantae; Streptophyta; Magnoliopsida; Brassicales; Brassicaceae
Source: the annotation of a GenBank genome assembly